UUGGGCGGUGGGAUUGAGUCGAGUCACGCGAGCUUGAAAUUGAAUUUCGAGUCAGGGACAGGAAACUUCGCCACAAGCCCUACCGGCGUGACAUUCCAUCGCCUGCAGAACCAAUUGACGGAGUCUGAGCUGAACGGAGCUAGUACGAAGAAGCAUCAUCAGCAGCAAGUAAGUUUUAGUCAGGCGAAGAGUAACCACAUGGAAUCUGCCAGCUCUCGCGGCCAAAACCCGAAACGGAAGCGAGAGGCUUCAUCCCUUCCUCCGUCGCAUCCGCCGCCAGAUUUCUUUGACAAUGGCAACGAUGACCACUACGUCGGCGGUAUCACUGGCACUAGCAACAAUAGCAGCAACGAUGUCGACCUCAGUCUCCUGGAAGCCGUCGAGAAGUCGCAGAGUGCCGUCGAAGCUCUCGACCUCCGUACCUUGAAGAAGCUGGUUCUCUCCUUCGAGCGCCGCUACAAGGAGAACAUCGAGGCCCGCCUCAAGUACCCUGACCAGCCCGACCGCUUUUCCGAUUCUGAGGUCGAACUCCAUUUGGAGCUCGAGAAGCUCCGAGUGCUCGCCGGCGGCCCGGAGCUGUAUCCAGACCUCGUCAAUCUCAACACGAUUCCUUCAAUUUUGGGCCUUCUCACGCACGACAACACCGAUAUAGCCGUCGACGUUGUUCAGUUGCUGCAGGAUCUUACCGAUGAGGACGUUCUGGAGGACAACGACGAGCCAGCCAGGGUUCUUGUGGAUGCGCUUGUGGAGAACAAUGUGUUGGAGCUCUUGGUUCAGAAUCUGCAGAGGUUAUCCGAGACGGAUGCUGAUGAGAUGGCUGCAAUCUACACUACGCUUGCGACGAUUGAAAAUAUGAUCGAGGUGAAGCCGGCUGUGGCGGAAUUGGUAUGCGAGAGGACGAAACUGCUCAGGUGGUUGCUUGGGAAGAUCAAAGUGAGAGAGUUCGAUAGCAACAAGCAGUACGCUUCCGAGAUAUUGGCGAUUUUGUUGCAGAAUAGUACGGCGAACCAGAAGAAGCUGGGGCAGAUGAACGGGGUGGAUAUGGUGUUGCAGGCAGUGGCCAUGUACAAAUCCAAGGAUCCCAAGAGUUCUGAUGAAGAGGAGAUGGUGGAGAAUCUAUUUGAUUGCUUGUGUUGUUUGCUGAUGCCAUUGGAGAAUAAGGAGAGGUUUGUUAAUGCAGAGGGAGUGGAGUUGAUGAUUAUCAUAAUGAAGCAGAAGAAAUCUGCUUACAGUUCAGCCAUCAGGGCGCUUGAUUUUGCAAUGACCAAGUAUCCGCCUGCAUGCGAGCGAUUUGUUGAUGUUUUGGGUCUGAAGACAGCAUUUUCUGCUUUCAUGGGUAAGAUUCCGAUGAGCAAGAAGAAUAAGAAAGAAAGCUACCAAGAGGAGUUAGAAGAGCGAAUUGUGUCCCUGAUGGCAUCAUUAUUUGGUGGAAUUCUGAGAGGCACUAGGAGGGAAAGAUUGCUAAGCAAAUUUGUGGAGAAUGAGUGUGAGAAAAUAGACCGACUUAUGGAGCUGUAUAUUAGAUACUCAGACAGGGUAAAAUCGGAGACUAAAAGGAUGGAGCAGCUUGAAGUGGAUGAUAUAGAGAUGGAUGACGAGGAAAUAUACAACAGAAAACUGGGAUUUGGACUUUAUACCCUUCAGCUGAUUGCAAUAAUUCUAGGUCACCUCUGGUGCUCUGAGCACCAAGGGAUGAGGGCAAGAAUUGAACUACUACUGAAACAGCACAAGCUCAGCAAGAAGGAUGUCAAAGAUGUACUUCAGGAGUAUCACGACAACAUUGGUGACUUGGACGGACCAGAAGAAAAGGAGCGAGCACAAUCAAGGAUACAGAAGUUCAUAUCUGCUCUCUGAACAGGGAGACCAUUUGUUUUUUGUUGUCUGUUCGCGGCUUAGAUGUAUGUGACGGUUCGGAUGUAGUCCUUAAGUCAAUUAUUUAAGAAGGGCUUCUUUAGUUCGUAUCAGGCAAAUUUUAAUGAGCUUUAUUAGCUCAUUUGUACAUGGGCUACUUACCCUUGGAUUGUGAGUACCUGUCUACCUGAUGUUGUUUUAAAGACGUAUAUAACUAUAAUGCUAAACUAACUCGCAACAACAAGA
Messenger RNA from Linum tenue, 2097 nucleotides. NCBI's taxonomy places the organism in Eukaryota, Viridiplantae, Streptophyta, Magnoliopsida, Malpighiales, Linaceae. The record is from the annotation of a GenBank genome assembly.